This is a messenger RNA of Suncus etruscus (white-toothed pygmy shrew), 597 nucleotides long. RefSeq names its product desumoylating isopeptidase 1-like. The transcript has a single exon. The record is from RefSeq and is a predicted model, not a curated record. Gene Ontology annotation, molecular function: peptidase activity. Bases 50 to 556 code for a protein of 168 amino acids. Lineage: Eukaryota; Metazoa; Chordata; Mammalia; Eulipotyphla; Soricidae. Gene Ontology annotation, biological process: protein modification by small protein removal.
CUCCGUGGCUCCGUGUUCCCGCGCCCCCUCGUUCUCCCGGCCGGUCCCGAUGGAGCCGCCGCACCUCUACCCCGUGAGGCUCUACGUGUACGACCUGUCCAAGGGCCUGGCCCGGCGCCUCAGCCCCAUCAUGCUGGGGAAACAACUGGAAGGCAUCUGGCACACCUCCAUAGUUGUGCAUAAGGAUGAGUUCUUCUAUGGCGCCAGUGGUAUCUCCAGCUGUUCCCCGGGAGGGAUGAUGCUUGGGCCCCCGGACCGUGUGGUUGAUGUGGGGAGCACUGAAGUCACAGAGGAGAUCUUUCUGGAGUACUUGUCCUCCAUGAGGGAGUCUGAGUUCCGAGGGGAGGCCUACAAACUCCUUGACCACAACUGCAACACCUUCAGCAACGAAGUGGCCCAGUUCCUGACUGGGCGGAAGAUCCCUUCCUACAUCACCGACCUUCCCUCUGAAAUCCUCUCCACGCCCUUCGGACAGGCCCUGCAGCACAUGCUGAACAACACCCAGAUCCAGAUUCCCGGCACCAGCACCCUAGACCGGCCCAAUGGUCAGAAAUAACAGGACAGCCCUGACCGCUUGCAUCUCCAGGGCUUUUCCUU